UGUUAAUAGUAAUCGUAAAAGUAAUUGGAUAAUACUGGUAAUAGGUAUAUAAAAAAUAAAAUAUCUAAAUGAGUAAAUGGCAUUUCGCCACACUUUCGAAUGAUUAUCUAAGAACCGUAUAGGUAGGUUUGAGAUCGUGACUUAUUUUUUUUUUUUUUUUUAUUUGUCUUUGCCAACAAUUCACUACAUCACAUAUAAAUCUUUUUCUUUCGGUGAAUUCAAAAACUACCAAACUGAUUAUAAAUUGUAUAUACUUAUAAAACGCUUCUUCAUGAAUUCUGUUCAUAAGUUUAGCAUUCCAAUCAGAACUUUAUUUGGAAUACAAUUUAAGAAAAUGUUAUCAAAUAUUGCCAAACCGCUAGAAGGAAAAGUAGCGAUUGUCACUGCAUCUACUGAUGGGAUUGGUUUUGCUGCUGCUAAACAAUUGGUCAGUGAUGGAGCAUCUAUCAUGAUUUGCAGUCGUAAGAUAAAUAAUGUAAAAAAUGCAUUAGAACAACUUCAAAAAGAAUUUGGUGUUAACAAAGUUAAAGGACUUGUGUGCCAUGUAUCAAAAAACGAUGAUAGAACUAAUUUAAUCCAAGAGACUAUUAAAAUCUUUGGUGGAAUUGAUAUUCUUGUAUCAAAUGCUGCAACAAAUCCUACAUCAGGUCCAGUAUUAGAUUGUGAUGAAGAAGUAUGGGAUAAAAUAUUUGAUGUUAAUGUUAAAAGUGCGUUUUUGUUAACAAAAGAAGUAGCACCUCAUCUGAUUUCUAGAGGUGGAGGUUCAAUUGUCUAUGUCUCUUCAAUAGUUGGUGUCAAUCCAAUGCCGAUGCUGGGAGCAUAUUCUGUUAGUAAAACAGCGCUUCUUGGUUUGACAAAAGUAGUGGCUAUGGAUUUGGCAGAGAAUAACAUAAGAGUCAAUUGUAUAGCUCCUGGUAUUGUUAAAACAAAAUUUGCAUCAGCGCUUACGGAAAAUGAAUCGCUUAGUGAUCAUUUAUUACAAGCGAUACCUAUUAAAAGGUUUGGUCGUCCCGAAGAAAUUGGUUCUAUUAUAUCAUUUCUUUGUUCACCUGCUUCUUCCUUUAUAACAGGUGAAGUAAUCGUGGCAUCCGGUGGAAUGACAUCCAGGCUUUAGUAAUGUAAUUUAAAUUAUUGAAUUGAAACAAUCAAGAUAAAAUUAUUGAAACAACAAUAUUCUAAAAUAAUCAAAAAUUGUUAUGAUUAUUAUUUAUAUCUUAAUAGUCUUAAGCAAAGUUCCAUAAACAAUUGAUUCAUAUAAUUCAAUUUUUAAAUUUAAUGGUUUACUAAAAUUUGAUUGGUCAAUUGUGGGUAACUUAAUCAUGAUUAGGGUCUAAUAAUUCUCUAUUAAAUUAUUAAAUCUUUAGUUAAUAUUUAUGCAACCUGUUUAUACAUAAAUUUAUAGUUGCUAAUUACUUUUGAAAUUAUAUUAUUUGG
Messenger RNA from Rhopalosiphum maidis (corn leaf aphid), 1434 nucleotides. RefSeq names its product dehydrogenase/reductase SDR family member 4 (gene Dhrs4). The transcript has 8 exons. Bases 272 to 1114 code for a protein of 280 amino acids. Lineage: Eukaryota; Metazoa; Arthropoda; Insecta; Hemiptera; Aphididae. Gene Ontology annotation, molecular function: carbonyl reductase (NADPH) activity. The record is from RefSeq and is a predicted model, not a curated record.